AGCCUCCCAUCUCUUUCCGGACUUAUCCGAACGUCCGAAUAGUGGCGGAAAGAACCGAGUGGCAAGUCCGCAGCGGCUCCAUUCUCCUGAACUGAUCUGAACCAGACGGGCUUCGCGUACUCGGUAACCUUCCCCCCUCCCUUACCAGAAAUAGGUAGGCGAGUGGACCGCCCCUAACCCCCCCCCCCCCCCAACAUUGCUUCCCCACCAGCCCCCCGUUUCCAGCACAGACGCACGCACGUACGCACGCACACUUAGUAACCGGGAACAAGAGAGGGAGGGCUAUGAGAGGAGGGGGUGGGGGGGGUCUGAGGCUCGAGCUGAGCUCCGAUUAGCCACAGGGGUGAAAGAAAAUUAACAGGGAAGCCAGCGAAGAAGCGAGCGAGCGAGCGGGCGGGCGGGCAUCGUGGAAGCGCAAAGACAUCGCAGGGGAACUGACGGACAGACGGACAGCGCGAGCUGGGAAACGAACAAGCCACCGACCGACGGACAGACAGAACGACAGAGCGGCGCCCGCCAGCGAGCAGAUGGCCGAGUAGGUAAAUAGCGCGCCGUUAUGUGCAGGUGAAGAAGAUGGCUUUGGGGUAAUUAGGAGACCACCACAGACCUCCCAGGGAGACCUCCGAAAACGAUAAUUAGAUGGCCGGAGAGAGGAGUGCCAACGAGAUCACACUUCAGCUGCUAGAGAAUCAAGGAGAGAAAGGCAGGGGCCGAGAGGCAGAAGAAGAGCAGGCGACGCCACAGAGGGAAGCCCUUGCCGCCCGUGAUUCUCCCUGUCCAGCCUAGCGUUCCUCCGCCAGGCGAGCGCCCGUCCGUCAGCCUGCUUGGACCGAGACCUAACCUCCACUACCAGUACUUCCAGUUGUUCUGGGUAAAUGGUUGUGCCGGCUCGCCAUGGUUUGGUGUGAGAAGGGAAUCCAGAUCCUCUUGACGACAGUGGGAGCAUUCGCCGCGUUCGGCUUGAUGACGGUGGCCAUCGGCACAGACUACUGGCUGUACGCCAGGGCCUUCAUCUGCAACAGCACGGCCAACUCGAGCACCGACGACGCACACAGCAAAGACCGAAAGGACCCAGGAGCGCUGACCCACUCCGGCCUCUGGAGGAUCUGCUGCUUAGAAGGGCUAAAACGAGGAGUCUGUAUGAAGAUCAACCACUUCCCUGAAGAUGCGGACUACGACCAUGACAGUGCAGAGUACCUGCUCCGUGUGGUCAGGGCAUCCAGCAUCUUCCCCAUCCUCAGUGCCAUCUUACUCCUGCUGGGGGGAGUGUGCAUCGCCGCCAGUCGAUUCUACAAGAGCAAGAGGAACAUCAUCUUGGGAGCCGGGAUUCUCUUUGUGGCCGCUGGUCUGAGCAACAUUAUUGGGGUGAUUGUGUACAUCUCAGCCAGUGCUGGUGACCCUGGCACAAAGAAAGACGAGGACAAAAAAUGGCACUACUCCUAUGGCUGGUCAUUCUACUUUGGUGGACUGUCCUUCAUCCUGGCGGAGAUGAUUGGAGUGCUGGCAGUGAACAUCUACAUCGAGAAGAAUAAGGAGGCUCGCUGCCGAUCCCGAACUGACCUCCUCAAGAGCACUUCUGCCAUCUUGCGCCUCCCCAGCUAUCGCUUCCGGAAUCGCUCACGCUCUAGCUCACGCUCCACAGACCCUUCGCAUUCCCGAGAUCCCUCGCCGGUCGGUGUGAAGAACUUCGGCCUGCCCGCUUCCCUCCUUGCCUCUUCUGGCCUGCAGAGCGCUCAGCUUUCCCAACUCCAGAACCAGCAGCAGUUGCCUCCAGUGCAGGGGCCCAUCUCAGUAUCUACCCUGCCGAACCCCCACACUGUUUCCUCUGUGGGUGGUGAAAUUAACAUGUAUACUUUGUCCCGGGAUGCCAAGCUGGCAGGUUUAGGGGGAGUUGGGGUCGGAGGGGUGUCGGCCGCUCCCCUAUAUGGCACGGUUGACCGGGCCACUUUCUUUCAGGUUCACAAUUGCUUUCCAAAAGAUCAGCAAGCUGCACAGCCACAGAGCGAAAGACCGACAGCCCCCAUUGACACAGGAACCUUGCGUGCCAACACUGGCACUCUAGGGAGAGAUGUAGGGGGUUUGGGGUUGGGUACCAGCACUAUUGACAGACAGGCUAAGGAGAACUCCAACACUAAUACCCUAAACCGGAAGACAACCCCAGUCUGAGGCGAGCGAGGGGGCCGCAUCGGACUGGGAGUAGGCCACACUGGGCUAAAGUUGGUAGGGUUUGCGAAGGCCGAUUCCAGUGGCUGUUGUGAAUAUUUGGGCUAAAAUGCUGACUGUUUCCUCUCUCUUUCUCUUCCUUUUCGCUUCUCUCCUUCUCUGACGGCUCCCUCACCCGUUACCCUCACCCCGGUUCCUUCCAUUUCGCACUUGGGAGGGGAUUUCAGGGCGGAGCUUAUCAUUUAUGUUGACUAAAUAGAACUCCUAACAAGGAACUUCUUUGUAAAUUCUCAUUGCGACUAGUAACCCUCCCUUCAUUGGGAGCAAUAAGGAGAAGCUCCAGGUCGUAUCUGAAGGACUGGGUCCCACAUCCAAAUCUGAAUGUGCACUGUCCGCAUUAGUUGCGAGUCGCUGCUGCAGGCCUCUUGGAAAUCGAGAGAAGCUUGAUGAUGUUUAAGGGUGGACACCACAGAGCAGCAUGCCUUAAAUGCUAACCCUUGUGGGCUACUGAGAGAAUCCUGUGGAGAUAUGAUCGGGGCAAAUUCUCCUUCCAGGCCACGGCACUGGAAAGUUUCAUGGAUUGUGAUGCUCCAACGGAAAAGUCGCCGGACAGAAAUACUAUUAAUAAGCUCUACCUGGCAGCAUGAGACUUCAGUGUGAGUGUGCCGUAUGAUAUGGGCGUCCUGCUUUGAAGUUGGGAAAGUACCACUGCAGACCUUCAUGGAGCCCCCUUCAGCAAAUCGUUGGGCUUUCCAAACAAGACAAGCUUUUCCACGGAAAGAUGACAGUGUGGUCCACUGAGGUCUCUCCCAUAAUCUUCAUCUGAAUCUUUAACUGAGUGUCAAGAGAAGGGGAUUGAGAUCAUCAGAUGUGCUGUAUAUGAAAAAUAUUUAAAGAAGGUUGCUUUAUGUUCUGCAUAGAUCUGGAAAAAUCUAAAGAGAGACAUGAAGUCCAUGAGCCAGCUGGCAGCCAGUCUUCAAAAAAGAGAUCAAUAGCUUUUCUUCACAAUGAUUAAAUGCUUCUACCAAGGUUUUCCUAAAAAAACUCCAUUAGUUGUUAAGCAAACUGUGAAAAUGGUCUCCAGAACUUCUACUGUGAAUGGACCAACUUCUGGUAAACUGAGAUCCUCUACUAAUGGUUCAGUUGAGAGCAAUAGACAUGAAGGAUUAAAGAUUUGGGGUCUGUUGAGAGAAGAUCCUCAGACAUCAAGUAUUUCCUGAACUAAGCAAACCUGCAUGUCCUCCAGUCAUCAAUCAUCCAAAGGGAACACUUUAGAUCAAACAAACUCUAUAUAAUUAUAUAACUAAAUUCCUCGGGAAAAUUGUGCCAGUCCUUAAGCAAACCAGGGAAAGGCUAGACCAAAGCCUCCCAGUGUUUAGUAGAUGUGUUUAAUUCAUAUGAAAUGAAGAUCAAGGUGUGCAUAGAUCUAAGCCUGAGGAAGGUAGACUUGAGAUCUUUAAAGAGAAGGUCCUCAGUAUUUACCCUUGAGUGAUCCAGUGAUUUAUGCUAUCAAAUUUAAAAAAGAUCUACAGCUUUCCCACACUUAGGCUAGAACAUGGAAAAAUAGUUUUUAAAAAUCCUCAGACCAGCAUAAUUUCUUAACCCAGAGAAAGUUUAGCAGAAGAUCUCCAAAUGUUCUGUAGGUGGAUCAAAUUCAGAUCAAUGGAGAUCUUCACCUCUAGAGAUCUAAAUUUCAGAAAGAUAGACUUGGCAUCAAAUGAGAAAAGAUCCUCGGACACCAAGCAUUUUCCUUCUUAAAACAAUCCUGUAUGUUCUCAAAUGGUUAGUCCACUAGCAGAUGAAACUUCAGAUCAACAGCUUUUCCAAACCAAGAUAGACUGCUUUACACCAAGAUUCCCUGGAAAACCUCAUUAGUCCUUAACGGAUCAUCUUUUUAUUGUUGUCCGCAUAUUGAUCUGGCAAAAGUUUACACCGGAUGCCCUUUCUGACGUAACUCUCCCCAUUUAUCCGGGCUUGGGACCAGCAUGAAGAAACACGCUGGAUUGUGCAUCCCCUGUGGCUGGGUUCUCAUUACUCCUUAAGUGAACUUGGAAAAAGGGUUGGAUCAAGGUACCUUAAAGUUCUCUAAAUUUUUCAAAUUGUUCAAACACUGAGAUGUUCUGCUAAUAAUAAAAUCAAAACGUGCAAAGAUGGGAUCUUGGGAAUGGUAGACACGAGAUCUACAAGAGAGAUGAGAUCUACAAGAGAGUUGAUCCUCAGAAACCAUAGACCCAAGAUCUACAGAGAGAUGACCCUCAGAAACCAAGCAAUUACUAUCAUAAAUAGACUUUUGUGCCCUCCCCGUGAUCAACCAUUAGAAGUUCUAGACUUCAUAUUUAUUAGACUAGAUCAUACUUUGCCAAGAUUCCAUGGAAAAACUUUUACCACUUCUUACGUAUACCUGGUGAAAUGCAUAUCUUCUAAAUGUCUGCGGAUGGAUCAAAUUCUUCUAAAUAUAGUAAAAUUUCAGUUCACAUCUCUUAAGGUCAAAUCCCAACAAUGUUAAACCUGGAAUCUACAGUGGGGAGAUCUUCAAACACAAAGUAGUCACCCAUUUUUUAAACAAGCCCUUGUGUCUUCCAUUGGUCAGCGCUCAGAAGAAUUAGAAGUGCAAUCUACGGCUUUUCAAAACUAAGUUUAGGCCUUGGUGCCACCAAGAUAAUCAAAUAUAAUUACAUUUUGUCCCUACUUGAGCCCUGAGAAAGUCUGGUUGAGGUUCUCCAACUAGUUCAUGAACUCAUCAAGUUCAGGUUAUUAUAGGUCUCCUCAUAUUUUUUUAGUUCUGGGCUUUAGGCCACACCUAAAGCUGGGAAAGGUAGAAUUUGGGCAAUAAAUAGUCACUUUCUGACAAAAGCCCUUAUGUCUUCCAGUGGUCAGUCCUCAAAAGGAUAAAACCUCUGAUGUACAGCUUGUUUAACAUGAAGUUCAUCAAAGUUCCUCAGAAAAAUCAUGCUAGCCCUUAGAUGACCUCCGAGAAGGACUAGAUUCAGGUCUCUAACUGAUAGAUUUAAGGGUAAUGGAUGUCUCUGUGAUUAAUAUAAUCGAGGUUGGCAAAUCCCCGGGUUUGUCAGUGAUUGACACUCUCUGCAGCUACAACUGUCCCAUGAUAAGCCUAGGAUUUGGUCAAACUUAAAUUCUUCUAAUAGUGAACUUCAAAUGAGUUUCAAGCAGGAUCUUAGACUCUUCUGUCAGAUAGAUCUGAUUCAGGUUAAUGUAGAUCUCCAUACAUUAGGAAGUUUUGGCCAACAGAAAGCUAAACUUGAGAAAGAUGAGCUUCGGAGCUCAAUAGAGAAGAUCAUUGGACACAAAGUGUUCUCUCUUAUAAACAAAUUUGUGAGUUCUUCAGUGAUCAAUCCUCAGAAAAAUGAGACUUCAGAUCAGUAGGCUUUCCACAAAGGCUUGACCACAUUCCAGCAGGAUUUCUCUGAAAAGCAGCCUCAUUCCUUAAGUGAAACGUGCAAGUAAAAUCGAGGUCUCCAAAUCUUCAAUGGACAAAUGAAAUUCACCUUGAUUGAGAUCUCUGUAAGACAAUUUGGGUGUGCAAAGAUAUAUGCAUAGGAUCUACUGAGAAAGAUCUCUGAGGAUGAAACUCUCCCUCUUUUUUAAAUUCUUUAGAAAUGAAAUAAGAAACACGAGAUCAUUGGAUUUUCCAUACUGACUAGAGAAACAGGAAGAUUAUGUCAGUCUUUCAGAGAAGCACUAGAUCAAGUUCUCAAAAUGUUCACUAGGUAGAAUGAGUUCAAUUUAGCGAGAUGUUUCUGGACGAUACUAUCCUAGGCAGGCAAAGAGGCAACCAUGAAAGAGGUGCUCUUGUGAUCAACACACAGAGAAAAUUUCCAAAUUUAUGGAUUCCAAGUCAAGAGUCCAAAGACCUCCAAUCAACAGUUUGGAUUUCAUAGCAGACCAUAUGUGAGGACAACAGAUGUCACAUACUCGGGACUGGCCCACAGCCUGAGGUGUUCUAACCAUACAAAAUGGUUUUAAGAGUUAAAAAGGGGGUAAAAUUCCUCAUCCCAUAGCAGAUCAUCUUAACUGCUUGCCAGCAGACGAUUGAGUGGACCCCCUAAAUUUCAGACAUAGUUAUCUGAAACUCCUCACUGUGACAGGUAAACCUUUCUUCAAUCCGACCCUAGAAGCAAUGACAUGACAUUAUCCAAAAAUGUCGAUUGGCUGACUUUAUGACAUAAAUUCCUGGAAGUAGCUCAUAGUCUUCGGCCAGUUCUCAUCUAUGUUCUUUUACCAGCACCCUCACUGAGUGGUGGAUCCCACUCACCCCCACCAUCAACUAGUCUUCAUUUGGGAUCAAGAAUAGCUGCUUUGGUCAAUCACGUUAUUGAUGAAGAGGCAUUAGAGCAGAAGCAGAGGAGGCAACCCUCACUAAACUCUGGACCACGGGAACCAAGGGACCUGUCAUCUGUGCUCUGAAGGCAGCUGGCCAUAGAGCUGGUGCACAGGAAGACUUGGGCACAUUUCACACAGGAGAUCUUUUUGUUCUUUUCACAUUUUUUUUUAAACAUUCAAGCCUGGACUCCUUACCUCAUUCUUGAGAAGUAGAGCUCCUUCCUCUCUGAUACACCUCAUCAGCUGAGGAUCUGGCGGAAUCAUUCGUGGCCGUCUCGAUAUUGUCUUUUGUUUUUUUUCUUGGUCAUUGCUUUUCUUUUUUUGAUUCCUCGUAGAUGUUAUGGCGCACACACACACACACACACACUUGCACACCUUUAGGAAUAUUUUUUUGCAUUUAGUGUAUUAGAGAAUGGUGUAGCUUUGAAACUUGAUGGGGCAAUUUGGAAAAUUACGGAUUUCCAGUUGGAAAGGUGAACUGAAACGUAAGACACACGGGAACACAGCGGCACACUGACUCUCAUUUUCUCGUAAUUAUCGACAGGCAUUCCACCAUCUUUACCCAACCACUGCUGCUUUUCACUUAACAUUUAAUCCCUGAUUUCCUUUUCAUCGGCUACUUGUAGAACAAGCCCUAAAAGUUUUUCCAGCCCCUUUACCGGACCUACGUGUCUUCCCCUGUAUGAUUUCGACAUUCUCAGGUUGGAGUCCCUGGCGACUGCAAGGGGGUGCUGUUGCCCAGCCCGUCUUCAAUGGCCACUUCUUUGCAGGCCAUGAAACUCCUCCGGUCUCAUCUGCUCAGGGCAGCUUCCAUUUGUAAAGCCCUCGGCAGCGUGGCUCACAUCCACUACCGGCAGUUUGGAAUAACUAGAAGGAAAAACCCGAAAGUGGCUCAAAGCCUUUCAGAGAGUUGGGAGGUCCUUCAUUUUGGUCCUACAAGGUGCGGCGUCACAACCCCUGUGAGUUCCCGUUUAUCUAUCAGAUUCUGAAAUCUUUCACCUUCCCCCUCACAUGAGACCCCCUACAGUUCACCUUUAUUAUUUGAUUCCCAAGCUGGAAGCAAAUGGUGUGAAUCCCCGGGAUUUGGGUUUGGCUUUCUUUUAUGAGCAGACGUGGGCAGGCUCAGGCAGAAACGGGCACAUGUACAGAUGUGGAUGGGCAUGCCGCUCUUGGUGGCCAGUGCAAUACGUGAGGGAGUUGAGGACCUUUCUUGUUUUUUUGGUUUGCUAAAUGAGAAGAGAGCGGAUAGUCAAAGUGCACCGAGGGGGAGACACCUUUACUUGAUGAAACAAAUGGAAAAAAUAUUUAAUUAUGUGAAAUAUAAUUUAUUGAGUACAAGUGAAACUGACUACAGAGAUAUUUAAAAAAGAAUUAAUAGUAUAUAUAUAUAUAUAUAUUUAUAUAUAUAUUAUAUAUACUGUAUAUUUAUAUAUGUGUGGGUAUAUACAGUAUGUAAAUGUACAUACACACAUAUCUACAGAAAACGAUAAAUGUAAUAAAACUGACAACAAUCAGCUGUCCUGCAUGACUUUAUGACUUUUUAUCAAAUGCAUUUUUUUUUGUUUCAGAAAUAAAUGUCUGUCUGAACAGG
Molecule: messenger RNA, 8095 nt
Organism: Erpetoichthys calabaricus (reedfish)
Lineage: Eukaryota; Metazoa; Chordata; Cladistia; Polypteriformes; Polypteridae
Gene: cacng8b
Product: calcium channel, voltage-dependent, gamma subunit 8b
Exons: 7
Coding region: 895-2166 (423 amino acids)
Biological process (GO): neurotransmitter receptor transport, postsynaptic endosome to lysosome; neurotransmitter receptor internalization; positive regulation of synaptic transmission, glutamatergic
Cellular component (GO): postsynaptic density membrane; AMPA glutamate receptor complex
Molecular function (GO): voltage-gated calcium channel activity; channel regulator activity
Source: RefSeq, a predicted model, not a curated record